CUCAGAUCUGCUUUUCUUACCUUCCCACAUUUUCCUCAGGUUAACUGGUCAGACCCUCGACACGCCACGCAGACCCGCCCUGACUGGCGUUAUAAUCAGUACCUACAUCACACUAAAGUUACGUUGCGAUACGUGGGAUCGAAUUCGCCUUCAAAGAGAUAACUUCAACUCGGCAACAAGGAUCGAAGCCGGUCUUUGAUUGACCCACUACUUUGACUAGGAAGGUAGCACCCGACCUUGCUUGCUUGCCUACCUAGGUAGCUACCUAACCUACCUAGGUACAUAAGCCAAGGGUGAAUUGCAGCGCCACCGGUUUAGAUUCCGCGACACAGGACUAGGAUCACAAUCAUCUCACCUAUUUCCUGCGCCGCGUCGCAAUGGAGGCCGCACCGCGGCUGUCGCCGGCUGCGUCUCCCAAUCUGGUGGUUUCCGAUAUUGCGGUCGCACCUUCCCAGCCCCAGGUCGCAAGCUCCAUCGGUUCCAAAGCCCCGGCCGCGACUACAUUCGCUCCGGUAAAUGGACUUCCGGCCGCUUCUCAACCAGUCGCUUCAACCCCAGCUUCCCACCAGUCACAUCCGUCAACCCCAGCCCCGCCGGGAACCAAUGAAAACUUUGCGGCAUCGGCUCCGGUAUCCGCCCCGGCUGCCGUUCAGCCAGUCGCAUGGAUGGGCGUUCUUACUCCGCAGUUCAGCAGCUCUCAACCGGCCCCACGCACCGUUCAGCGCCCACCUCCGCCGGCAUCGCAGCCCACAAGGCCACAGGCGACCCGGUACCUCAUCAUGGAUCCGCCGUCGCGGCUCAAGAUGACUCCUAUUCCCCGCGGGUCCAGCAGCGGCUAUCCAUCGCCCACCUGGGACUACGCCCGGGAGAACGCCAAGUUUAACGACGACACUACGAGGUUGACUUGCGCUGUCCAACAGAGCCUGCCAGAAGCUGUCCGGCGGGUCGUGCGCGACAAUUGGGAGAAGUGCCUCCUGGGUUCCGAGUUCCACCAGGCCUUUAUCUUGAAUGCGGCAAUCCACCACUCUGUUCCUAAUACCACGCGCCGUGCCGUGAGGGACUUUGGAGGCAAAAUGGUCGCCGAUUGCAAGGAGGAGCUCAUGAAGCACUUUACAGCAAAAGACAUUGAUGCUGUUGCCGAGCAAAUACUCCAGGUCGCUUCCAAUGACUUUCUCGAUAAGUGCCUCGAGAAACGCCUGCUCACUAUCGAGGCCAAGCCGCUCAUACAUGCCUUGGCCCGUGCAGAGCGGCUGGGCUAUGAACCCGGCGAUAUCAUUGAAGAGGACCACGAACGCGUGAUACCCAAUGAUGGCCCUGAACCUGUUCUUCAUCGCUACCCUUACCCUCAACAGCCACAGCAGCAGCCCCAGCAGCACCCACACCAGCCGCCGCCACCGCCGCACGCCCCGCAGCAGCCGAGCCCGCAGCAGCAACACAUCCCGCAGCCUGCCGCUUAUACUCCUGGUGGACGGCUUCAGUGUUUGAGAUGCUACCGCGUUUUUUCCCGCCAGUCUACGUUCGACUACCAUACCUCAAAGAGUGUGUGCAGUCGAGCGCCUCCUACCGCGGCAGGUUUCAAAUAUUCCUGCCAUCACUGUGGCCAAGGCUUUGCGACCUCUGCCGGCUUGCAAUAUCACCUUGCGAACAAGGUCUGCGGCGACUUCGAGCAAGAUACGCAACCAUUGCGCGGACCGGGUCGACCGCCACGAGCGCGUCUCUCCUCUGGCCCCGGAGCGUCACCUGUAACGCCUCAAGUUGCGCAAGCUGUACAAGCUACAAGCGCCAAGCAUGUCCAGCAUGCCGCUGCUGCUAUCGCGGCCGCGGCUCGGUCGAGCCCCAGCGCGACUGACCCGUACAGUCAUCUUACCCAAGACCAGUUUGAGUCGAUGCAGGAAGAGCUACGGGAGGCAGAGCUCAAAUACACAAUGAAAUUCAAAGAGGCCGAGACCAUCUCUGAUCCCGAGGAGAGGCGAUCCAAGCUAGAUGGCUUGCGUAACAGUUUCGGUACAAAGCAGAGCAUGGUUCGGAAGAAGUACGGCGUCAGACUCCGUGAAAGACGGACGAAGGCCGAGAUCCAGGCCGAGAAAGACCGCAUGGGCCUUAGCGGCCUCGUCUCUAAGAGCGCUUCCCAGGCCAGCCGUUCGGCUAUUCCGGCGCGCCGCAGCCUGGACACUAGCGAUCAGGCUCCCACGAACUCCUCCAGCGGAUGGACUGCUGCGAACACUGCUGCUGCUUCCGGCCCAACGAAUGGCGAGUCCCACGACAGCAAGCGCCGUCGGAUAGACGAGGGUGGAAACAAUGCCACUGCGUCUUUCCAGAUGCCGCACGCUACAGCAACAGUGGCGGCGUCAGAGAUGGGAGGGCUCGGGUCCUCGGCCGCAACAGCCGCGCAUCACGAUCCAACCCUGCACCAAACCGGGACUCCGAGCUCGUCCAAGCCAGCUACUACCUAUCAACAGGCAGGCGCACGGGUAGAGAUCCACCUGCCCAGGAGUUCAUCCAUGGGCGCGGCUCGCCGGCCCUCUAGUAGCCCCAACGUGGUUCCGCGCGGUCAAAGCAGUGGUAGCGCCGUCGCGAGCCGUGCGUCGAGUGCUGCUGUCGUGGCAGAGGAGGUCAAACUCGGCCCGGCUAACGACGACUCGGACUCGGACUCGGAUGAUGACAUCGCAGACAUUCCGGCCAAGCUCCCCGCACAUGUUCGGCAGAGCCUGACGCCGAAGGCCGGGCUCGGAGUUUAGGAGCGCGUUCUCCGGUGCUAAUGACAGUUGCUUGGGGUCGCCCCUUUGAUUUCCUUUGCGACAUCCGACCUGGACGCUUGAUAGUGGCGGUUCAAGAUGCGCAAUGAUGGCGUUUCGUUUGGGCUUUUCAUCCGACUAGGUUUGCGAAACAUAGGGAUAUAUCCCAUCGCUGGUGUUAUUAGAUGGCAAUCGGGCCCGGAGUCUGGGAGAAAUUGGGAGUAGCCAUCUCCAUAUCGCGGGUAUAAUAUGGCAGGGUUCGUUCGGUUCCUAAGGGCACACUGGGGGUCGUCAGAUGGGGACGCAAGUCAAUGAUACAUGCGUGGUUAGUCGCGAGAAUUAGCACUUUAUAGGGCUAGAAUAUCACAAUUCAGGCACCAAAACUAUCUAGUUCGG
Messenger RNA from Phialemonium atrogriseum, 3131 nucleotides. RefSeq lists its product as uncharacterized. The transcript has 4 exons. The coding region runs from base 378 to 2738 and encodes 786 amino acids. The record is from RefSeq and is a predicted model, not a curated record. Lineage: Eukaryota; Fungi; Ascomycota; Sordariomycetes; Cephalothecales; Cephalothecaceae.